Xiphophorus hellerii (green swordtail) is the source of this 5002-nucleotide messenger RNA. It is a transcript of the gene cpne4b, whose product is annotated as copine IVb. Gene Ontology annotation, biological process: cellular response to calcium ion. Gene Ontology annotation, cellular component: plasma membrane. The record is from RefSeq and is a predicted model, not a curated record. The transcript is spliced from 16 exons. Gene Ontology annotation, molecular function: calcium-dependent phospholipid binding. The coding region runs from base 404 to 2068 and encodes 554 amino acids. NCBI's taxonomy places the organism in Eukaryota, Metazoa, Chordata, Actinopteri, Cyprinodontiformes, Poeciliidae.
GGUGCGCUCCCUGCGGCCCCCGAUGGAGCCAGCGGAUUACAAACUCCUGUUAAGUGGCGCGCCGUCCCUCCUCCACCACAUCUUGCGCCCGGAGCAGAACCAGGCGUGCGGAGCGAAUCCUCUCCGUCCUGGAAGCAGCGGCUGUUCAUCCCCGCUUCUCUAGUCAGCGCCCCCAAAACUGCUCGAGCUCUGCAGUGCAGGAGGGGGUAGGGGUGGGAGUGUGUGUGUGUGCGAGUGUGAGUAUAGGAGGGGGUGUGGGGUGGGAAACAUAGCUACACAACAAGAGUGAGAUGGGUCCGGAGGCGGUCAGGUAUUCGUGAUUGUUGAGUGAACGGGGGUGAAGUUCUUCUGCUCCGCUCGGAUCUUUCCUCCAGGACCCUCAGUGUGUGAUUGCACGGCCAUCAUGAGUAACAUCUAUGAGUCUGCAGAGGCCACGCUGGGCUUCAUCAGCUCCCCAUGCCUGACCAAAGUGGAGCUGAGAGUGGCCUGCCGGGGGAUCUCGGACCGCGACGCCCUCUCCAAACCCGACCCGUGCGUGGUGCUGAAAAUGCAGUCACACGGCCAGUGGUUUGAGGUGGACCGCACCGAAGUGAUCCGUAGCAGCAGCAGCCCCGUCUUCUCUAAGAUCUUCCUGGUAGAUUACUACUUCGAGGAGGUCCAGAGGCUUCGAUUCGAGCUGCACGACAUCAGCUCUGGAAACAACGGCCUCCGUGAUGCGGACUUCCUGGGAGCCAUGGAGUGCACACUGGGACAGAUUGUCUCACAAAGGAAACUGACCAAAGCUCUGCUCAAACAGGGAAACACUGCUGGAAAGUCUUCAAUAAUGGUGACAGCAGAGGAGUUGUCAGGAAACGACGAUUAUGUUGAACUCUCUUUCAGCGCUCGGAAGCUAGACGACAAGGAUUUCUUCAGUAAGUCAGAUCCUUUUCUGGAGAUUUUUAGAGUAAAUGACGAUGGGACUGAGUCGCUCGUACACCGAACUGAGACAGUGAUGAACAACUUGAGCCCAAUCUGGAAAUCAUUUAAAGUUUCAUUGAACACUCUCUGCAGCGGAGACCAUGACAGGGAGCUAAAGUGCACGGUUUGGGACUGGGACUCCAAUGGCAAACAUGACUUUAUUGGAGAGUUUCAAACCACGUAUAAGGAGAUGAUGAGGGCAGAGCAGGAGGGCAAGCAGAUUCAGUGGGAAUGCAUCAACCCCAAAUAUCAGAUGAAGAAGAAGAAUUACAGAAACUCUGGAACUGUCAUGCUCAACCACUGCAAGAUCAUCAAAAUGUACUCCUUCCUGGAUUACAUCAUGGGAGGCUGCCAGAUUCAGUUCACGGUGGCCAUAGACUUCACAGCAUCCAAUGGGGAUCCAAGAAAUAGCUGCUCUCUCCAUUACAUCCAUCCCUACCAACCCAACGAGUACCUCAAAGCACUGGUGGCUGUAGGGGAGAUCUGUCAGGACUAUGACAGUGAUAAAAUGUUUCCUGCGUUUGGUUUCGGAGCUCUGAUACCACCGGAUUUCAAGGUUUCACAUGACUUUGCUGUGAACUUCGAUGAGGAAAAUCCAGAAUGUGCUGGGAUCCAAGGUGUGGUGGAGGCCUACCAGAAUUGCCUUCCUAAAAUCCAGCUGUACGGGCCCACCAACAUCGCCCCAAUCAUCCAGAAAGUGGCCUCCUCUGCCUCCGAGGAGAUGCACACCAAAGAGGCCAUGGAAUACUUCAUCCUGCUAAUCCUGACGGACGGAGUCAUCACAGACAUGGCGGACACGCGGGAGGCCAUCGUGCAUGCCUCCCACCUCCCCAUGUCGGUCAUCAUCGUUGGCGUGGGUAACGCCGACUUCACGGACAUGCAGAUCCUAGACGGCGACGACGGGAUCCUGCGCUCCCCCAAGGGCGAGCCCGUUCUCCGGGACAUCGUUCAGUUUGUCCCCUUCAAGGAUUUCAAACACGCAUCUCCAGCUGCUUUGGCUAAGAGUGUUUUGGCCGAAGUUCCUAACCAAGUGGUGGAUUACUACAACGCAAAAGGAAUCAAACCUAAGUGUAUAUCGGACUACGAGUCCUCAAGAACCUUCAGCCCCUGACGAUGUACAACAUGCACAUAUGUAUACAUAACACUUUCAUAUACAUAUAUAAGUUACAGGGGUGUAACAAAACAUCCAUUUAAUGAAACAAGACCACACAAAGCAAUGCAAAAUAAUGAGUUCUCAAAAAGGAAGCACAAUCCUUUUUUAGCAAUAGCUUGGGGCAGUCUAGGAAUUGUUUUGCUUUAACAAUCUGCCUUCCACAAGUCAGUAAUUAAUUUAAAAUAAUUCAGUCUGGCUAUGACCAGUUCAUAUAAUGAGGUUAUUAUGCUUAUCAAAUGACCGCUGGAAAUAGGCAGCAGCCUCUCCACAACCCUGCAAUGAUAAAUGGGUCCAGACAAAGCAUGGAUGAAUGCUUGUUCAUUUUGGGGGGCAGACGGGGAAUUAUAAUUUCACUAAAGCAAUAAAUUGGUUCUUUUUUGUGCUGUAAUUCCUAAAAUCUUUGAUUAGUCCUUAAACUGCUGAUCAUGCAGUUUCUUAUCUUGCUGUGCAUGCAGGUCUAAAGGUGAAGAAAUUAAGCUAAUUUUGUGGAACAUUUGUCUUGUUAUGCUUCCGAAGUGUGUUGCUUUUGAUCCGCGUCUGUUUUGAAUGGAGCGUGUAUACUGGGAUCAAGAGUGUGGAAUUCACAUUGUCCAUCUGUAAUAACAAGUGGUCUGUUACUUUUGAAAUCACAUCAUUGUAUAGCUGUGGUGUGUUUUUAUGCUGAAAUAUCCUUCAGCGGAUCCGAAUGAAUUUUUAGUGCUGAAUAAGUGCCCUUAGGUGGCCAGAAAAAAAAUUGCCAAAUAAAUCAGAUAGUAGUGUUGCAUGAGAUUUAUUUGUAUUAUUCUUGGGAUUUUGCACAUUGAGUGGAUCCAGUUAAAGUGGGCUGGUUAUCUGGUUAGAAUGUCCCCUGCUUGCCUCUAUGGGGAUAUGUCCCUGGUACGUCUUACCGGGUGGAGACCCAGAGGAAGACCCAGGACACGCUGGAGGUUCUAAGUUUUCUCGGCUGUCCUGGAAAGCCUUGGGAUUCCCACAAAAAAGUUACCCCAAGUGGUUGUGGAGAGGGAAGUGUAGACCUCUCUGCUUUACCCUGCCUUGGAUUAAGCAGAAGAUGAUGGAUGGAUGGGUAAUUGCAGCAAUAUAUGUGUAGCAGUGAAGUGCUGCAUAUGUGGCACACAUGGCAUGUGAGACCUGCAGCACCCAUGCUGCUGAGUUUUUUGACAUCUUUAGAAAAAUCUGUACCUGCCUGGUUUACCUGGAAAUCAAAUUAUGUAUUCUAUGGAGUAACAUGUAAGAGGACAAUGCUGGAGCAUUAUUUACCUUAGGCAGUGCAUCUUCAGGCGCCAUUGAAAUUCUCCGCAGUUAAGCGGUAGUGUGACUGGGGGUGUUAACUUUAGCUCUAUAAUGAACCUGUGAAACAAACUCCAACUUUGCCAUCAUUUCUGGCACACAGUUAGCCUAAGAUGCUCACAAUGAUUCAGGAAAUUGUUCAGAUCUCAUCUCUCACUGUUCCUGUGUUCUUUUGAGUACCUGAAUGCUUUGUGAUAAAUAAUUUAAAAGCUAUAGACGCUUCUUCAUUGGUUUUGUAACCAAUGUCAUCGGCAAGCCUGACAGUCUUCAUGAUUGUUCCCCACAUCAGUUCAUCUCAAAAAUGACUUACUUUCCUAUACUUUAAAGUUGCAGCCUUAAACAUAGAUAGCAGCUUCUGGUCAAUGUGCAGGGCCCAUGAUAAUAGCUUGGUUUUGCUUGACAAGACAAAAGGCACAAAAUGAAACAAACUGGAUAGCACUUUGCAACCCUGGCUUCAAUUCAGUGUGAAAUAUGUCAUGUUUCGGUUUUGCUGGGGUCCCAAAUGCAGACGAGGACAGAAGGAGCUUAGUAAAUAAAGGAUUUUGAUAACACAACUCAGGAGACAAGAACAGACUGCCAGCAGCAGGCAGACAGUAGAGGAUCUGACAAAGGAGGAAAUUGAACCAAGGAGUAUUUAUGGCACAGGGGUGAAAUCACUUAACACUGUAACUACAAAUAUAAACGUACGUAAAUUACUAAAAACACUCUUACAUCAACCAUAAUUACUAAGCUAAAGUCAAAAUUAAUAAGCUAAAGUUUUAAUUCAGUGGAAUUUCAUAACCAGAUCUUGUUACACCCCUGAUAAGUUAUAUAAAAUGCAUCCAAAUCUUAUACAAUAUAUACAUGUCUAAAAGCACAAGCAGACAUAAGCAAAUACAUAUACACAUCAAUACAACAUACUGUAGUGUAGCUGAGAGAAUUAGCUUGUUAUGGUAAAGCAAUUUGAACUACUCCAUUGAUGACUAUUGCAUGUUUGGCCACAAUGGCAUCACUUGGGAAAUUAUUGCUAUAUACUGUAUAUUGAAAAUGUAUUUGUAGAAAUAUUAACAGUCUUCAGAACCGGCAUGCAUAGUCUGACCAUAUCCCACUGAAAGAAAUGACACUUCUACCUUAUUUAGAUAACUAGCAAGUACACAAUGCUAAAGGUUCCCCAAUAUUUGAGGGGAAAAGCCUGAACAUGAGCCUGCAAACUCCCUCCCCUCCCCAAAUGCUUAGAAUUAGCAUUGCAAAUGUUAUUUGUGGGACUGGUGGCAUUCGAUUUAGUGUACUGCAUGAAUGCAUGCAUAAUUCAGCUCCCACUAAUAUCCAAUCUCGAGUAGCCGCUUGCUAGUUAUGAAAUAAAGUAUCUCUGUCAUUUGUGUGAAGCAGUGGGGUAAUCUCGGGCAUUUGGGGUUCUUUUUUUUACAGAUUUGCUUGUGAUUUUGCUAAAUGGAAAUGAAUAACUAAUGGAUAAUUGUAACAAUUUCUUAAUAACCUUCUUACAUUGUAAAGAGUUUCAGGAUGGUAGAAAAGCGUUUGUGGUAGAGUCUAAUUUGUAAGCUGGAAAUUGUUUCUUUUUUCUGUAUCCUGCAUGUUGGUGAUAAUAAAGAUGAUUUGGGUUUCUCA